Alternaria ventricosa is the source of this 1293-nucleotide messenger RNA. RefSeq lists its product as uncharacterized. The coding region runs from base 1 to 1293 and encodes 430 amino acids. The record is from RefSeq and is a predicted model, not a curated record. The transcript has a single exon. NCBI's taxonomy places the organism in Eukaryota, Fungi, Ascomycota, Dothideomycetes, Pleosporales, Pleosporaceae.
AUGUUUGCAUCAAUUCUUACUGCCGAUAUGGCUUACAAGCGCACCUCCAGCGACCGCACCCUCGACUCCCGCAUCUCCAAGACACACAUCACCCGUGUGCACAUCCAUCCCGGCCACGAGCCGCAUCCAGCAGUACGAACGACGAAGAAGCGCAACCAGGUACCUCGACGGAUAGACAUUCUACCCCCUCGCCUUACCAGCCCAAGCUCGAUGCAUAAACCCUUCGACGCUCGCUUCGCGCGACAUAAGUCGAACUGGCGGUCUAUAGCACACGGCUUUGUGGAGCAUGAAAAGGAGAAGUUGAGGAGAGCGGAGGAAGACGAGAUGGAGUGCGAAUACGAUACUAUGGACCAACUAGCUGCGUUUGAGGCGAGCGGUGGGGUGUUUGGUAGUCCGCCUACAUCUGCCGCGUCGUCACCGUCAUCGUCUCCAAGCACCAAUAGUUUUGGAAGCUCGGCAGCGUCUUGGGGCACCGCGUCGACCUUCAGUGCGAGUACGCUCGCCAGUUCGAUGGCGUUACACCCCAGCGCGGCGUCCUACAGUGCUGCUACAAGCAGCUCAAGCACGAGCAACAGCGGUAUGUCCUCGCCAGAGGUCGAUAUGGCAGACGCGCUGGAGGUGUUUAAAAGCCAUGUCGCCGCCACGCCCACACUUCUCACAACUCCCACACCCACACCACCACCCUCGCAGCCGCCACAGCCCGUGACCACGGCCCCCAUCGCCGCGGUCACCCCACCCCUAUUCCCAGGCUUAGGCUACCUACCAUCCAAACCCCUACCAACCCAAAAGGCGACGACAAUAGCCAAACUCCCCUCCAAACCGCGCUCCACCACCCCCUCUCUACCCCCCAAAUCCGCAUCCAAACCCGACGUCGAGCUAGGCAUGGGCUCUUUCUCCGCCUCAAAAAUUACCUCCUCCUCUACCCUCGUCUCCGCGUUCAGUAACCCCCAUUUCAAGACCUUCUUCGCCUCCGAAAUAAUCUCUCUUCAAACCCAUCUGCAGUCCAACAAGGAAAUUCGGGGCUCUGAUCUCGUGUAUCUUAAUAGGUCGCUGAAGUGGGUCAUCGAUGCCGAGGAGGCAAAGUGGUUUAAUCCCGACAUUGACUUUGAGAGCGAUGAUGUGGCGGAUUGGAGGGGGAAACUGAAUGUUUUUAUGGAGGUUUUGGGGGGUGUUGUUAGAGAGAGUGGGGAUGGGGUGGCGAAGGAUACGAAGGAGAGGAUUGAGAAGGUGUUUGGGCUUUUUGCUGAUGAGGAGGAGGUGAAUGAGGGGUAUAGAGAGGAGGCGGCACCGUGA